Ictidomys tridecemlineatus (thirteen-lined ground squirrel) is the source of this 6210-nucleotide messenger RNA. The record is from RefSeq and is a predicted model, not a curated record. NCBI's taxonomy places the organism in Eukaryota, Metazoa, Chordata, Mammalia, Rodentia, Sciuridae.
CGGAGGGCUUCCCGGAGGAAGCCGCUGGGUCCCACGCGGCGCUGGGGCCUCCGCCUCUCGCCAGGUCCGAGCUGUCAGCCUCUCCAGUGCCCGCGACGGAGCAGCCGGACACGCCUAGCGCGGGCUCCAGAGGGAGAAAAUAUGGAAGGGUGUGGCGGAGCCCAGUGGGAGCGACACAUAAAUGAACAUCUAAAGUGACCGGGUGUGUGAAUGCUUGGAAGGGAAGAAAAGGGGUGAGUGCACUGGUAGAAGCUGCUUGGGGUGGGCAUAGAGGCCUCUCUGAGAAGCUGGCAUUUGAAGUGAGAUCUGAGGUUAUGGAGUGAGAGAUUGCAGACAGGGAGCAAGUGGCGCAAAGGCCCUGAGGCAGGAAAGAACUCGGCACCUUCAGGGCCAGCAGGGUGGGCUCUGUGGCUGGAGUGGGAAAGAGGCUGGCGAUAAGGUGGGAGUGGUAAGCAAGUUCUCAGUCCUGGGGGGCUGGAGAGCUGCAUCCUUGACCACAGAAAGGUUUCAGCCCAGCAGUGACGAGGUCUGGCUUGUUGGGAAAACAUUGCCAUUAUUUUCCCCAUUUUACAACUAAGGAAAUUGGGGCCUGGAACUAUAGCCUGGGUGUACUUCUGAAGGUGGCCAUCCUUCUGGGACCCAGACAAAGAGGCUGUGGAUUCUUUAGGGGUUCCUUGGGGGAUACAUCUGAUGAGUGGCCAAAGCCCAAGGUUGCAAACUCUUCUUCCUCCCCCGGACCCCCCAACCCAAGCCUGGGCUCAAAUCCUGGCUCUGCUGUUUGCCUGCUGUGUGGCCUUGAACAGGUGGCCUCACUUCUCUGUGCCUCAGUUUUCUUAUCUGCAAAACAGGCAUAAUGGUAGUACCUGCCUCAGAAGAGUGAGAAUGAGUGUGAGUGGGUGUGAGACAGGUAAGUGAACCUGUGUUGGAGUCUAGAACAGUGCCUGGAGCAGGGGCCAAGGGGAGGAGGCUGGCUCUUCCCUGUGUUGUGGGAAUCCUCUGUUGCUCUGUGUCCUACUACCAGUGCCUCAGGGGUUCCUCUCCCUGUCACCUACUGCUGCCUCAGUGGAGGACCAAGCAGGGAGCCUGUGCGCCAUUGUUGGGGGCAAUGGUCUUACAUCCAGUCCCCUAAAAUUGAGGACUAGAGCAAAGCUGACUUCCUGCCUCCUAGUGCCCCCGCUCAGUUCUGGCCCAGCCUCACCCAGACACAGAAAUGGACCCGACUCCUCUGGCCUUUCCCCCUCUGAGGCCUGCGGACACCUCUUUCCCUGGGCCUCGGGAUCCCAGUGGAAAACAGCCUAAUCUAGCACCCACCUGGGUGGCACAAGGGGCUCAGGGUGGCUGAGGGGACACAGCCAUCGCCCUCUCAGUGCCCCAGCCUCUUCUGGAAAAUAGGGUCACAGAGUGCCUGCCUCCCGGAGGCCUGGGGGUUUGAGUAACUGCGGUGCCUGGCCUUGAACUCCAGCACGGUCACUAUUACGGCUCUGCCCAUGUCUCCUGUUUUGACAAAGCCGCUGUGGGCAUGCCCUGGCCCUUGGAGCUCACACUGGCCUGUCCCUCAAUGUCCGAGUCUCCUCGUUCAUAGACUAGAGGGGGCAGCAACCCCAGAGCUGCCGGGGAGAAGGAGUUGAUCUGGGGGAAGUGCCCAGGUUGGUCGGCCUGGGGGACUGGGCGGAGGCUGGGACGCCUCAGUUUUCCAUUCCUGCGUCCACUGGGGAUAACAGUGGAGCUGACCUCAUCGCGUCCCGUCCGGGAGGGAGCGUCAAGUGGGUUAAUUAACCCAGGAAAGCCACUUUCGCAGCCCUGCACGGGGAAAGGACUCAGGGUGGCUGAGACUGAGGGGGGGCGCGGUUGGCCACCCCUAACCUCGGUGCUUCCUGGCAGCGUCAAAGGGGCUUGAACGUCGCCCCACGUGCUGUGGGCUGUCCCGAGGAGGAGCUCCCUGCCGUCCUGGCACCCAGCCAGCUGUCAGUGCGCUGGGGCUCGGCUCCAGCCCCUGCCUGGCUUACUUCCCCCUUUUGGGUAAUACCCGGGCUGGCGGGUUCACCUGCCCGCAGCCACCGGAAGUUGCGCAAAGGCGGGUAACCUGAGCCCCAGGUGGGCCGGCAGGAGUGCAGCAACGGGCAGCAACAGCGCAGCCAGGUAGGUGCUGGCAGGGGUGGGAGAGGGUCCUCUGGCCCUGGUGGGGGCAACCCCCGUGCUCUUCCCUCCCCCAUUGGCAGGGACCUCGAGGGCAGGUGCUCCCCUUCAGACUUAAAGGGGUCGCAGGACUCGUGUUGUCAGUCCCCUCAUUUGAGAUAAAGGUCGACCCAGGUUCAGAGAGGGCAGCCAGUUUUGGGUGUCACACAGCAUGCCGCUUCACUAGAGGACUUCACUGCUAGAGGAUUUCCCAGAAGUGAGGGGGAGCAGCUGCCAAUCUUGGAACCCCGGUCUCCCCACCCAUUCCAUGGCCUCCUAAGGGUAACGCAGGCUGGGGAAGGAGAAGGGGCUGGGGAGCGUGGGCCAGGUGGCCUGCGAGGCCCAGGGAGGAGAAGGGUUUGUUGGGUUUUGUGGGCAGCAUUCGAAAAAUCCACGGGUGGGGCCUUGGGUGGUGGGAGGAGGCCACAGAGAGGACAUAGUUCCACCUGGUGAUUGGGGCCAAGGCUUCUCCUCACAGGGGUCACCGUGACAGGGGACUGUGCAGGUCUGCCCACCGAUUAACCUCUGUUUUGUGCGCCUCUGUUCAUGACCCUUGUGGAGCAGGCUUCUGGGGGCUGGUGUCUGAUGUUCAGAGUCCUAACACAGGACAGUGAGUGGAGGGCCACCCUUUCCCCAGGUGCUGCAGACAUUCUUGACCUGUCAUCUCUUCUUCUCAGAGCGACCUGACUCCCCAGGGAGGUCUAUUUUUAGCUGCAGGUCACAGAUAAGGAAACCUGGUGUGUGGAGAGGCCGGUGACUUGCCCGAAGCCAUCUCAGGGCAAGCACCAAGGUGGGUGGGUGAGCACCGGCCCUGGACCAGUGCUCCAAAGCUGGGCUUGGUGACUCGCUCAGCUGGAGGGGACCCUGGGGUCAGCAGGUUCGGUCAGAGGAAGUGGGUGUCAGAGUGGAGCUCCAGAGGGGCUUCUGACCUGGCCCUGCUCAUCUGACCUCCUUCCUCCCCGCUUCCCAGUUGGUGCUUGGGAGGGAUCCGCCUCUGCCACCAACGGGUUUGACUGGUUUGGGUGGCAGCAGCCGAUGGGGAGUGGGGGAGCGGGGCAGAGUCUGGCCACCUCAACACAGCUGGGAGGGCCGCUCCUCCCUCAGACCUUCCUGGGGUUCCCUCCUGAGUGGGGCUGGCCUCCCCUUCCCACCUGCCCAUUCCUUCUCCCUCCGGGGCAGCGCUGGCUGUGGGGCCAGCCGGGGAGGUUGUACUCCAACACUGCUGCUGAGGUCUCAAGCUGGAGACUGGGGUGAGGGGGAGCAGAUAUGUUCGCAGCCAUGUUUUGUGUGUCCAGAAUGGGCGGUGUUUUAAAAUUCCGUAUUACUGGAGAUGCAGAGUUAAGAAAGUAGACUUUGCGUGCACUUGUGCCUUUCGUGCCUGCCGAGGGCUUGGGGUGUCCCUCUGUGCUUCAUCUCCGUCUGCGUUCACACCUGGCUCCCGUGUACCUUUUGAUUCAAUGAAUACUCACAUGGGCUGCGAGCCGUACCUGAAGGUGAGCCUCCCGGUGCAGGGGCCACUGGCCACGCAGCUCUUGAGGACUUGAAAUGAUGCUAUUGUGAUUCAGGAGUUGAAUUUAAGUUUUUAUGUAAUUUGAAUUUUUGGUAAAGGUUGAAUAGACCCAUGGGGCUAGUGGCUACUUAAUUGGACAGGGUCUAGAUGGCCUGAACUGCAGAUCCCUUUGGGGACCUAGACUAAAUGCCUACCCUGUGUUUUGCAGAUGAAAAGUUUUGGGACUUGGUAGGUGGAUUUUCUUCUGCUCCAUCUCCAAGGGCCCUGGAAGGACAGGGGAAAGUGGUGAACCUUGGGCCCUGGGUCUGUCUUGGAAACGGGGACAGGGCUAGUUUAUCCCUGGGACAUGAGGCCCUCAUGUAUGUACGAGUGGCCGUGUGGAUACCUGUGCACUCAGGUGUGGGUCCUCUAGCCUGAGAGUGCCUGCCCUUCCAGCACCUGCUGGGUCCCCUGCUGGGUCCCCUGUACAGGGUCUGCUGGGUCCCUUGUACAGGGCUGUGUGACCUUGGAGCAGCAUUACUCAGGGUUGACAGGAUCAUAUCAGCCGGAGUCCCACACUGGAGGCUGACUGGUUCUGAACUCCUCUGGGGUAGGGGUGGGGAUUUUCUGCUCCUCCCCUACAGCUCAGCUCCCACGCCUGGGGCAUGGCGUGUCUAGGCAGGUGAAUGGCACAGAGUAGCUUCCUGCCCGGGAGGGUGAGGGGUGGAGGUGGUACCAGGCUCCUGUGGGCAGUCCAGGUGCAGAGGGACUAGAGCCCUUUCUCUUGGUCACUUAAUCUCAACACCCUUGUCACCAGCACCUCCCUGCUUGGAGGCAAGGCAGAGCCUGGAUUAGCUUAAGCAAGUUGGUUGCCUCCCUGAACUUCAGUUUCCCCAUCCACAAAAUGGGACCAUUGACAGGACGCUGAGGUUCCGCCUGCUGGUCCCGUCACAGAGCCUGGAGCCUGCUUUGCUCCCUUGAAGCCAUUGCCGGCGUCCAGCUGCCAACUCUGUGCUGGGAUCCCUGUCUCCCCUUUCUCUGGUCCGCCCCAACGCGUGCCCUCGGGGGAUGUAGUGGCCAUGCCGGUGGACACGCUGAGCCCCGCGGCGGCCGCCGCCCCCUCCUUACCUUUUCGCCUGCGGACCAAGGUUCCCGGCUACCUCCUGCGGAGGCCAGCGGACGGCGGAGCGCGGAAACCCAGUGCCGUGGAGCGCCUGGAGGCCGACAAGGCCAAGUACGUCAAGAGCCUGCACGUAGCGAACACCCGCCAGGAACCGGUGCAGCCUUUGCUGUCCAAACAGCCGCUCUUCAGCCCCGGGACUCGCCGCACGGUGCUCACGCCUAGCCGCCGCGCCCUGCCCGGCCCUGGUCGCCGGCCCCAGCUGGACCUGGACAUCCUUAGCAGUCUCAUCAAUUUGUGUGACAGUCCUGUGUUACCUGCCGAGGCCAGCCGUACCCCCGGACGGGCAGAGGGAGCCUUCCAGCACCCCCCAGCCACACCUCCGCGCCCACCAUCCAGCACAGCCGCGGUCCGCCGAGUGGACGUUCGCCCGCUGCCUGCCUCACCCGCCCGGCCUUGCCCAUCACCUGGCACCACCGCCGCCUCCAGCCCAGGCCGGCCACCGGGUUUGCAACGCUCCAAGUCGGACUUGAGUGAGCGCUUCUCCAGGGCAGCUGCCGACCUUGAGCGCUUUUUUAACUUCUGUGGUCUGGAUCCAGAGGAGGCGCGGGGGUUGGGGGUGGCCCACCUGGCACGGGCCAGCUCGGACAUCGUGUCCCUGGCGGGGCCCAGUGCUGGGCCGGGCAGCUCUGAGGGGGGCUGUUCCCACCGCAGCUCUGCCACUGUGGAGGAGCGGACCCAGGAGCGGGUCCCCUAUGGCGUGUCAGUGGUAGAACGCAAUGCCCGCGUGAUCAAGUGGCUCUAUGGGUUGCGGCAGGCACGGGAGAGCCCAGCAGCCGAGGGCUAGCCCUCUAGGACUCGAAAUUCACCACAGGACAGAUCUUGGAGAGGCUCUUGGCCCUUGACCUCUCCUGCAUCCUUUACCUGGGUCUCUGGACAGACCAGAGGCAGCUUCCUUGUUUGAACUUGGUGUAGAGGCAGAAGCUUCCAUCUAGACCAGGAUCCUCUGGCAAGGACUGAUCCUGGAGAGGGUUGCUCUUGGCCUUGGACCCUCCUCCCUUCAUACAAGGGUUCUGACAUGGGCAAAACCCUUGCUUGGUUCCUGUGCUGGGGCUGGCAUCUGGCCAUUUAGCCCUCCCCAUUGGGAGUGGGGGACCGAGGGAUGUGCCAAGCCUGUCUACCCAGUGACUCUGUUUCCUCUUUCCUUCCUUGUCUUCUGUCCCUUGUUGACUUCCUCUUCCUUACCCAGUGGGCCCUGGCUUCCUGGGAACUCACCCUGGGGUGGCGGGUGGCCGGGAGGAAGGGGCCUAUCUGCUGCUCUUCCUGCUCCUUGGCAGCUGGCCGAGGUGGGUAGGCUGCGGGGCCGGUUGGGGUCUGCACUGCUCUGACUUCCCUCCCUUUGGUUAAUAAAUGCUUGUUUCUUGAG